AUGGAAACGAUCGACAUUCAAAAUAGAGCAUUCGUGGUCCGUUGGGUCAAAUGCUCCAAAGGUGAUACCAUCAGCUAUCAAGUGAAACCUUUGAAGAAAUCCAUCGAAUUAGGAAUUUACAAGAAGCACAAGUCAAAUAUGGAUUCCAAACCCUCCGCGGUUCACAUUGCUCAGGACACGAAGGCCUUGUUGGAUUAUACAAAUAAGAGUUUGCAAAAUAGAAGACACUCUACUGGCUUCGAAAAUGACAAUCAUAGUAACCAUUCGCAUUCGUCGCUAUCAAUUAGCAAUAUCCAACAACAAUCUCAAGAAAUACCUCUACGGGACCGACUCACCGCUUCCGGUUUCACUUUGGUUAAAUGGGUUGGCCACGUCUCGGGGAAUACGAUGACACAAGGUGUGCUCGAGGUGAAAGACGACGAUUAUUAUUACGCUUUCAUCCUCGAUAAUACAUCUUCGAAAAAUGUCAAGAAGAAAACACUUUUCAAAGCAGGUGUUAUCGAUGAUGAUUCACAAUCCAUGGUAAGUGGGAAAUCUACACCUUCCCCUGUGGGUACGCCAAGAAAUUCUCAUGGUUACUCAUAUCAGAGAGAUUCUGUGUUGCGAGUAGAUCAUGGGAGAUAUCUUCAAGGUUAUUUGUCCAAGAAGAGAAGGAAAAAAUUACAAGGGUUUAAGAAAAGAUUCUUUACUUUGGAUUUUAGGUAUGGAACCUUGUCCUAUUAUUUAAACGACCAUAAUCAAACAUGUCGUGGUGAAUUAGUCAUUAGUCUGUCCACUGUAAGUGCUAAUAAGAAGGACAGAUUAAUUAUAAUAGAUUCUGGAAUGGAAGUGUGGGUAUUAAAGGCAAAUGAUACUCGUACAUGGCAAAAUUGGAUUGAUGCCCUGCAAUCAUGCUUUGAGAGCCAGAAAAUGGAACAACAACCCUUAUGUGUCAUUGAGACCACUGAAAAUGAAGAUACCGCUGUUGAUGACGACCAAGAUAUGGAUCAAAGAACGGAAACAAUUAAUACCAGUGUAAGAUCGACAUUAAUGGAACAAUUACAACAAGAGGCAUAUGUACCAUUAUCUGAUGAAACCUAUGCCACAUUUACUACAAAUUUGAAACUAAUACAACAAAAACUGGAAAGGUGUAAGAAUGAUUCUCUAUCGUAUUCUCCAACAAAAUCUGAUAGGACUAAGCUCGUUAGAUCUUCAUCUUCAUCUUCCUCACUGCAUGGUGGUACAAGAAUGAAAGGGUUGGAAAGUUAUAAUCCUGCAAUGGACUCUAGUGAAUCAUUGGUGGCUCCUAUUGAUAUUAAUCCUGAAUUGCCUCCUGAACAUGAACUAUAUCAAAGAUUAUCAGAAUUGGAAAAUUUCGUGGGGCAAUUUAUAACUCAAAGUGAAAUGUUGUUGAGAGAUUUUAAUCAUGUAAAGAAGCAUGCCAAGGAAAUAAGUAGAGUGUCUAUGACAUCAGCAUUUAGCGAUAACGAAGAAUAUUUUGAUGCAGUGGAUCAAAUAAGUCAUGGCGUUAUAAUAUUAGAUGACGAAGAAGCAGAUGAAGUUGAAGCAACUAGAAUCAUGACGAAACUUUCACGGUCCGUAACCACACCCAAAUCAACAUCAAUUGAUACCACCGGUACCCUUACAAUAGAAGCCACGAACGACUUAUACCCGUUACCCGUUACACAAGCCAUUAAACGUCGUAAUGAUGUUGCCAAAUCCAUGUCUACGCCGCCAAGUCUAUUAUCUUUUUUGAGGAAAAAUGUCGGGAAAGAUCUUUCAUCAAUUGCAUUACCAGUGACAUCAAAUGAACCAAUUACAAUCUUACAAAUGUUUUCAGAGACAUUCCAAUAUGCAUCGUUACUACCAAAUGGAUCCACAAGUGACUCCCAGUUGCCUGCAUUAAGUUCAGUAACCUUAUUUGCAAUCUCCUUCCUAUCUAUACAAAGGGACAAGACGAGAUCAUUAAGGAAACCAUUCAACCCAUUACUGGGGGAAACGUUCGAACUUGUCCAUGAUAAGAUGGGAUUCCGCCUCAUUGCAGAAAAAGUAUCACAUAAGCCUCAAAUAUUCGCAUUCCAUGCAGAUCAUGAAGAUUGGGAAUUUGAUUACAUUGUUCAACCAUCACAAAAAUUCUGGGGUAAAUCUGUUGAAUUCAAUAAUGAAGGUUCACUGAAACUGAAAUUGAAAAAAUCUGGAGAAGUUUUCCAUUGGGAGCAGCCUACUACUCUGUUGAAGGGUUUAAUUGCUGGGGAAAGGUAUGUUGAACCAAUUAAUGAUUUUGAAGUCAUUUCAUCAUUAGGAAGUAAAGCCAAAAUCGAGUUUCAAAGAACAGGUAUGUUUGGAGGUAGAUCCGAGGAAGUUGUGGCUUCUGUUCAAGAUAAACAUAAAAAAACAAUUCAAACUAUUGUUGGUAAGUGGACAGAUGUCUUGAAGGAUAGCAAGACCAAGAAAACUCUAUGGGAAGUAAGCGAUUUAUUGAAAGAUUCGAAGAACAAAUAUGGGUUUACUAAAUUUACAGCCAAUUUGAACGAAAUUACAGAUAUCGAACGCGGCCAUUUACCUCCAACUGAUUCCAGAUUAAGGCCUGAUGUGAAAGCAUAUGAAAACGGUAAAAUUGAUAAAGCCGAAGUCCUUAAGUUGGAGUUGGAACAAAAACAACGUGAAAGACGUACAAAGGGUGAGGAUGCCAUUCCAAGAUAUUUUGAAAAGGUGUCUGGUGGUAAAUGGAAAUAUAAGAGGGGUCCCAACAGCUAUUGGGAAAGGAGGAGGCGCCAAGAUUGGUCUGAUGUUCAACCUCUUUGGUAA
This is a messenger RNA of Naumovozyma castellii, 2787 nucleotides long. It is a transcript of the gene OSH3, whose product is annotated as oxysterol-binding protein related protein OSH3. NCBI's taxonomy places the organism in Eukaryota, Fungi, Ascomycota, Saccharomycetes, Saccharomycetales, Saccharomycetaceae. The coding region runs from base 1 to 2787 and encodes 928 amino acids. The transcript has a single exon. The record is from RefSeq and is a predicted model, not a curated record.